Molecule: messenger RNA, 810 nt
Organism: Hibiscus syriacus
Lineage: Eukaryota; Viridiplantae; Streptophyta; Magnoliopsida; Malvales; Malvaceae
Product: receptor-like protein 19
Exons: 3
Coding region: 1-810 (269 amino acids)
Molecular function (GO): protein binding
Source: RefSeq, a predicted model, not a curated record
AUGGAUUCGAUCUCAUCGUCUUCUUCGAAUUCCGUUGUCAUUGCAAUGGUUUUAGCUUCGAUCUUCGCACUUGUUCAUUCGAUAACGUUGAGAUCGGACACCGAAGCUCUUCAAGCGCUGAGGCGUUCUAUUGAUCCCAACAUGAUUCCACCGUCGUCGUAUAUCAGCUCGUGGGAUUUCUCGGUGGAUCCAGUGAUAGUACCGGCGCGAAAUUCCUGGGGAUUUUGGAACCUCACUGAGUUGACCUCGCUUGAUCUCAGUAGGAACCAAUUUAGAGGGCCGUUGCCGGAUACGUUAAAGAAUCUCAAGAAACUAACUACGCUUUCUCUUUCAGGGAAUUUCUUCACAGGUGGUAUUGCUGGAUGGAUCAAUGGAUUGAAGAACGUUGAAUCAAUAGACUUAUCGGAAAACCUCCUUUCCGGUCCGAUACCAAUGAGGAUUUCCGAGUUCCAUUACUCGAUCGAUUCUCUCAUUGCCGUCCUUGAAUCAACUCAAUGUUUCCUUCAAUCAACUCACUUCGAUCGAAGUGAACACUCAUCUUGGAAGCGGUUCGCCGCUUCAGGUGCUGAACGCACAAGGAACCGGUUGCAGGGUCAUCUGCCAGUGAGCCUGGUGAACUUUGAGAACUUGCAAGUGAUCAACUUGGGCUACAAUGGAUUGACAGGUCGAAUCCCAUUGGCAUACGGGCAGCGGUUGGGGAGGCCAUGGAGAAGCUUGUUCCUAGACGAUAACUUCUUAUCGGGUCGGAUACCGCGGCAGUUCAAUAGCAUGGCAACAGGAUCAGUGGAAAUCUUGCUAAUAAUUGCCUGA